Molecule: messenger RNA, 918 nt
Organism: Penicillium nucicola
Lineage: Eukaryota; Fungi; Ascomycota; Eurotiomycetes; Eurotiales; Aspergillaceae
Exons: 4
Coding region: 1-918 (305 amino acids)
Source: RefSeq, a predicted model, not a curated record
AUGACCGAAGAUCGCAUUGUAAAGCCCACUGACGCCGAUGCCCUCAUCCUAGAGGCAUGGGGCCAAGGCUUGAUGCUGGGAAGCUUGCUGAUCAUGGCGGCCGUCACUGUCGCCAACAUGAAGAAGCACAGCAUGCUCCACAAGUUGAUCUUUGCCGAGCUCAUCUUGGCCAUGCCCAACGGCACUUUUAUUUUUCCACACGAACCGGUCUAUGGAUGGUACCUGUCUAUCACGGCCAUCGGGCUCAAUGUCUCUUGGGCGCUGCACAAUGUCAUCGCGUGGAUGAAGUGCAAGCCGUUUCUCUCGCGAAAGGUGUCGAUCUUCUACAUUGUGACUGUGAUUCUUUGCUUCCCAUACUGGGGUCUGGAGAUCUAUGCCAACUUUACUUACUUCAACAAUAUCAACAAGAUAUUCUUGAAGACGAGGCCUUUGGAGCCAUUGUUCCGUGAUCCAUGGUGGAUUUUCACAACUGUCAACCUGUUCUGGACCAUCAAACGCCAAUACAACUUCAGUCUCUUCGAACUGGUCAAAGUCAGCCCCCGAUUCGGCGUCAUGCUUCUAGCAAUGUGUCUAUCCAUUGCGUUCAUGAUCGUCGACACCUGCAGCGUAACCAACGCCUUUUCAAGUCUUCUCCCGGUAGGCGUCGAGCCAUUCUGGAAGUUAUCAUUCGUUUUCAAAUGUCUCUGCGACACAGUCAUCCUCGACGACUUCAAAACAGCCCUGGAUCACAUGCGCGCUCACUGGAUGAAGAAGACCGCUAAUACCGAGCUCCUCUCGACGCCAACAUCCGUCACUAGUCCACGCGUUCGCAGAAUCCCGACUGACGUCGAGGCCAUGCCUACCCCGACCGACAACGCGAUCAAGGUCACCUUCACUCGCACGGUCCAUAUGGAAGAUAUCCCUUUGCGCGGCGUGUAG